This is a messenger RNA of Triticum aestivum (bread wheat), 756 nucleotides long. RefSeq lists its product as uncharacterized. Bases 307 to 567 code for a protein of 86 amino acids. NCBI's taxonomy places the organism in Eukaryota, Viridiplantae, Streptophyta, Magnoliopsida, Poales, Poaceae. The transcript has 4 exons. The record is from RefSeq and is a predicted model, not a curated record.
CGCAACGAAAUCGAGGUACGAUUACUCGAUCCUUCGCGAUUUGAGUGGCAGCCUGUGUUCUCCACAUCCGUGCUCUCGUAGAUCCCGAAUAUUGUGUGCAUCCCACCUGCGUAUCUCCUGCCGGGGAUUUCUUAUCUGAGAUCUCUCUUGUUCUUGCGCAUAUGCAUAUGUGUGGUCUCCUCGCACGGAAAUGAUAAACCGGCAUAUUUAGGAAGGGAUGGCGCGAUCGAUCGUUUCUUCUUCUCUUCUAAAAUCGGCCCUUGGAACAUAUCUGUGUGACAACCAAGCAGCUAGCACACCGAUUCCAUGAGGGGAAGCGCGAGGUCUCUAGUUGAAACCGCAACCAGACAAAUCAAACCUGGCAAUGGACUCGCAAGGGUGAUGACGAUUACCACUCCCAAGAAGCACGAGAAGGAGAUCAGCCCUACUGAAUCUGCCCUCCCAAAGGAUGAAAACGUCGAGCCCCUCGUCGCUUUCAGCCGGCCGCCUCCUUUGCCACCGGUUCUAGGCCCCUUGAUCGCGCUCUCGCUUUUUCAGACUUCUUCUAGUGAUGAGGACAGCAAAUGAGUCGCCAGAAUUCUGUGCAGGGGGCUUGCUUGUUUGAUCGCUGAGUUGGUUACUUUUGGGAGCCUGGCCGUGUAUAUAGUCAGAGGUUGUAGACAUCAUGUUGCUGUAGUAGUCUGGCAAGUACUACGAAAUCUGAAUAAUGUAGUAGUCUUGUGUGACAACUUUUCAGACUGAACGAAUUUCAAAGUC